GCCCCGCCGCCGCCGCCGCCGCCGCCGCCGCCGCCGCCCCCGCCGCCGGGGACAUGUCUAACCCUGGGGGCCGGAGGAACGGGCCCGUCAAGCUGCGCCUGACAGUACUCUGUGCAAAAAACUUGGUGAAAAAGGAUUUUUUCCGACUUCCUGAUCCAUUUGCUAAGGUGGUGGUUGAUGGAUCUGGGCAAUGCCAUUCUACAGAUACUGUGAAGAAUACACUUGAUCCAAAGUGGAAUCAGCAUUAUGACCUGUAUAUUGGAAAGUCUGAUUCAGUUACGAUCAGUGUAUGGAAUCACAAGAAGAUCCAUAAAAAACAAGGUGCUGGAUUUCUUGGUUGUGUUCGACUUCUUUCCAAUGCCAUCAACCGCCUCAAAGACACUGGUUAUCAGAGGUUGGAUCUAUGCAAACUUGGGCCAAAUGACAAUGAUACAGUUAGAGGACAGAUAGUAGUAAGCCUUCAGUCCAGAGACCGGAUAGGCACAGGAGGACAAGUUGUGGACUGCAGUCGUUUAUUUGAUAAUGAUUUACCAGAUGGCUGGGAAGAAAGGCGAACUGCCUCUGGAAGAAUCCAGUAUCUAAACCACAUAACAAGAACUACACAGUGGGAACGCCCAACACGACCAGCAUCUGAAUAUUCUAGUCCCGGCAGACCUCUUAGCUGCUUUGUUGAUGAGAACACUCCAAUUAGUGGAACAAAUGGUGCAACGUGUGGACAGUCUUCGGAUCCCAGACUGGCCGAGAGGAGAGUCCGGUCACAACGACAUAGAAAUUACAUGAGCAGGACACAUUUACAUACUCCUCCAGACCUACCAGAAGGCUAUGAGCAGAGGACAACACAGCAAGGUCAGGUGUAUUUCUUACAUACUCAGACCGGUGUGAGCACGUGGCAUGAUCCAAGAGUGCCUAGGGAUCUUAGCAACAUCAAUUGUGAAGAGCUUGGUCCAUUGCCUCCUGGAUGGGAGAUCCGUAAUACUGCAACAGGCAGAGUUUAUUUCGUUGACCAUAACAACAGAACAACACAAUUUACAGAUCCUCGGCUCUCUGCUAACUUGCAUUUAGUUUUAAAUCGGCAGAACCAGUUGAAAGACCAACAGCAACAGCAGGUGGUAUCGUUAUGUCCCGAUGAUGCAGAGUGUCUGACAGUCCCACGGUACAAGCGAGACCUGGUUCAGAAGUUAAAAAUUUUGCGCCAAGAACUUUCCCAACAACAGCCUCAGGCUGGUCAUUGCCGCAUUGAGGUUUCCAGGGAAGAGAUUUUUGAGGAAUCAUAUCGGCAGGUCAUGAAAAUGAGACCAAAAGAUCUGUGGAAGCGAUUAAUGAUAAAAUUCCGUGGAGAAGAAGGCCUUGACUAUGGAGGGGUUGCCAGGGAGUGGUUAUAUCUGUUGUCACAUGAAAUGUUGAAUCCUUACUAUGGCCUCUUCCAGUAUUCAAGAGAUGAUAUCUAUACAUUGCAGAUCAAUCCUGAUUCUGCAGUCAAUCCGGAACAUUUAUCCUAUUUCCACUUUGUUGGACGAAUAAUGGGAAUGGCCGUGUUUCACGGACAUUACAUUGAUGGUGGCUUCACAUUGCCUUUUUAUAAACAGUUGCUCGGGAAGUCCAUUACUUUGGAUGACAUGGAGCUAGUUGAUCCAGAUCUUCACAACAGUUUGGUGUGGAUUCUUGAGAAUGAUAUUACAGGUGUUUUGGACCAUACCUUCUGUGUCGAACAUAAUGCAUAUGGUGAAAUUAUUCAGCAUGAACUUAAACCAAAUGGCAAGAGUAUCCCUGUUACUGAAGAAAAUAAAAAAGAAUAUGUCAGGCUCUACGUGAACUGGAGAUUUUUACGAGGCAUUGAGGCACAGUUCCUGGCUCUGCAGAAAGGAUUUAAUGAAGUAAUUCCACAGCAUCUGCUGAAGACAUUCGAUGAGAAGGAGUUAGAGCUCAUUAUUUGUGGACUUGGAAAGAUAGAUGUUAAUGACUGGAAGGUAAACACCCGGUUAAAACACUGCACGCCAGACAGCAAUGUCGUCAAGUGGUUCUGGAAAGCUGUGGAGUUCUUUGAUGAAGAGCGAAGAGCACGGUUACUUCAGUUUGUGACAGGAUCAUCUAGAGUGCCUCUGCAGGGCUUCAAGGCUUUACAAGGUGCUGCUGGCCCACGACUCUUCACCAUACACCAGAUCGAUGCCUGCACCAACAACCUGCCAAAGGCCCACACGUGCUUCAAUCGAAUAGACAUUCCGCCCUAUGAAAGCUAUGAAAAGUUAUACGAAAAGCUGCUAACGGCCAUCGAAGAGACAUGUGGGUUUGCUGUGGAAUGAUGAACUUCACGGAUUUACCCCGGACUCUAUUUAUACCCUGACCGACAGCCUCCUUUCAGCAAAGUUGCCCGGAAUGCUGAAAUACAGGAAAAUGCCCCACCCCCCCCUAAAAAAAAAAAAUGUUUAGGACACUGUGAGGGGAAAGGACAAUUUUGAAAUUCCUUUUCAAGGAAAAAAGAGGUCUUUAUGCUUUGCCAUGAGGCCACACUCAGCUGCUAUUUAAAAUUAAUAUCUUGAACCUAAAGAAUGCUGACUUUUCCUACAUUUCCAGAGUUAGGCAGUAUUCUACACUUAAAGACUACUACUAUUUUUAUAAAAAGGUAAUCUAUUCAGAUCGCUCCACAGAUUUCAAGUCUCUCAAACAUCAAGACAACUCCAGCAGUCGGUACACAUCACAUUUCAUUUGGAUCGAAUACAUGAUUUUGAACAGUUCCUGUACUUGCUCUUUGUAAAAAGAAAUAAAAUUAUUUUGAAGGAUUCUACCUUUGUAAACAAUUGGCUAAAGGAAUCAUUAUCUUAAAAAAAAAAAGCCACUUACACGUUUAAUUACAUUUUUCUAUAGCAAAGCAUUAUAUUUUAAAAGCAUUAUAUGUUUCAACCUAGCCUAAGCGAGUCUUUUGUAUUUUUUUCAAGCACGAAUUUCCUGGAAUACAGCUACAUAAUUUUGGUUGUCAGAUUCCUAAUGCAACCCUUUAGUCUAAACUUACUAGCUUAUUUGAUACAGUAAGAUGCAUUCAGGGCUCCUUGUUUUUAAGAGACUUUAAAAAAACCCUAAUUUUUUAUCUUGAAUCAAUAUGAUCAGGUAUUUUGGAUUUACUUUUCAUCUUAAAUGGAAAUACUGCAUUUUUAUUGCUCCUCAGAUCAUGUAGAUGGGAUGGGAUUUUCAUUCUUUUGCUGGGUCAGCUUAUCUUUAAUACAGAUGCUGUUUCUGUAAACCAAAGUCUCCUAUAACCAGUGCACCUAAUUUAUAUUAUAUUUGAAUUACGGUCUGAGUUUCUAUCAGGUAAACCAUCCAGAAUCUUUGUUUAGCUGCUCAUGAUGUUUUAAUCAGCUAAAAUUACGAAAAAGGAAAAAUUUUAUUUAGCAAGCUUAGAAAAUCCUGUUUUUACCUAAUAAAGUGGGCAUGGGAUGGGGCAGGGGGUAGGAUUACUGAAGCAAUAGUGAUUCUGGAUCUCUGGUAUAAAUUACUUUAGAACCAGAGAGUUCACUUGGGAGGUGAGGGCAUCCCAGUUCCCUGGGUGUUGAUCAGCAUCUGAUUUUGAAAUCUCCAGAUUCGGCUUUCAAGGUGUGUGACCCAGAAGGCAGCCAAAGUUCUGGAGUGAGGGAUUGAAAAAAUCUGAAGUCAUGGAUGAAUUUUUAAAUUCAGCUAUCAGAAAUCUGCACUAUAUAUAUACAUUUCUUACAUUGAUGUGAAUCAAGGGCAAAUUUUAACAAGAGAGCUCUGUUUAAAUUUUGCAGCUUAAUGAUCAAGUGAUAGGUCCUUUGCGUUCUUUCGUUUGAUGGAUUGGUUUUCAGACUGUGUCCAGGAGCCAAGGGGUUCCCGCGAGGUGCAUCAGAAGUACUGGCUUAAGACAGGAGGGACAGAGAGGGCGAGGAAGGCCUCGUUGGUCUUUGGGCAGGAGCCGCCAGCUCCCCACCCCUACCCCCUUUCCCUAGAGCAGCUCCCACUUUGUCUCUUUUGUGUAUUGGGAUUCCAAGUAAGCUUUCAUGGGGUGGGAGGCUGGGGAGGGGAUAAAGGAAGCGGAAAUUUUGCCGUUUAAAACAAAAAAAGCUGAGAACUACUUGUGUGGUUUCUAAGUAUUUGAAUCCAUUUCAUUCAGCCAGAUCGGACUGCUGCGUGCAGGUUAGUCAUAGUCAUAACUGUGCGGGGGUAACGUGCUUAUGCGGACCUUUUCCUUCCCAGACACUUGGUGUUUCCCCGCUGCGUUGUUCGUAGUACCUGAGAACAUCUUGAAAUGUACAGAAAAGGUUUCUGAGCUAUUGGAUGGUCAGUGUUCAGCUCUCACAAUAGUACCUUACUGGUUGCAGGUCUGUCUGUCUCAUAUUAAAGCGCUAGUGCAGCAUGAUUGUGCCCACUCUUCUCAUCUUCUAAAAAGUAAGUACGCGACGAACGCUUUAGAGAAAUCUUGACUGACGGAUGCAGUGAUAAAUGCUACUGUCAUAAUGGACAAUAAAGCAGGCUCAUACCAUCGCUUCUGAGUGCCUUUUUAACUUUAUAAUAAUGACUUAAUAGAGCUUUAAAAGAAAUCUACCCUAACGGUCUAUGGUAUCACCAACAUAAUUUAUAAAGACACAACUUAGAUUUCAUUUUCAAAAUGAGGUUACCUGAUUUCUUCCAAAUAGGUGCUAAGCAAACCAAACCCCCCAAUGUGUCAUUGAAUCUUGGACUUGCACCUCAUGUUUAAUGUGAAUAUUUAUUUCCACAUAUCCCUCUUAGCUGGGCUUUUUCCCAAUCUCUUCCUCUGGCCGUGCUAUUUCCGGUAUGGGAGGUCACCUUUCCGUAACCCUGCCUUUCCAUCAUGAAUGCUUAAGUAUGAACUUUUGAGCGCUCAUGUGCAGUACAGAGGUGAGUUUUGUUGCAAAGGGUCUUCUUGAUUUUUUUAAAUAGUGCUGUGUAUAGUGUACAUUUUGUUUUGCACAUAGUUUGUUGCCCUGAUUGGGUUUUAUUUUUAUCUUUUUUUUUUUUUUUUUUUUUUUUUUUUUUUUACCCCCCCUACA
Messenger RNA from Prionailurus viverrinus (fishing cat), 5018 nucleotides. It is a transcript of the gene SMURF2, whose product is annotated as SMAD specific E3 ubiquitin protein ligase 2. Lineage: Eukaryota; Metazoa; Chordata; Mammalia; Carnivora; Felidae. Gene Ontology annotation, biological process: negative regulation of BMP signaling pathway; ubiquitin-dependent protein catabolic process. The record is from RefSeq and is a predicted model, not a curated record. The transcript has 19 exons. Gene Ontology annotation, molecular function: protein binding; ubiquitin protein ligase activity. Bases 54 to 2300 code for a protein of 748 amino acids.